Acipenser ruthenus (sterlet) is the source of this 1918-nucleotide messenger RNA. It is a transcript of the gene opn7a, whose product is annotated as opsin 7, group member a. Lineage: Eukaryota; Metazoa; Chordata; Actinopteri; Acipenseriformes; Acipenseridae. The coding region runs from base 1 to 1332 and encodes 443 amino acids. Gene Ontology annotation, molecular function: G protein-coupled receptor activity. The transcript is spliced from 5 exons. The record is from RefSeq and is a predicted model, not a curated record. Gene Ontology annotation, biological process: G protein-coupled receptor signaling pathway; visual perception. Gene Ontology annotation, cellular component: membrane.
AUGGGAAGGUUUGCAGAUAACACUACAUUCCAGUCAAAUAUACCCAAAGCUGCUGAUAUUGCUGUUGCAAUAGUUUAUUCUGUAUUUGGAGUUUUCUCUUUGUUUGGAAACAGUAUGCUCCUGUAUGUCUCAUACAAAAAAAAGAAUUUGCUGAAACCGGCAGAGUUUUUCAUCAUCAACCUUGCCAUCAGUGACCUUGGCAUGACUGUGACUUUAUAUCCUCUAGCUAUAACUUCCAGCAUAUCACACAGGUGGCUCUAUGGAAAAACAAUAUGCUUAAUCUAUGCAUUCUGUGGGGUGUUAUUUGGAAUAUGCAGUCUAUCCACACUAACCUUACUUAGCACUGUGUGCUGCAUGAAAGUGUGCUACCCCAUAUACGGGAAUAGAUUUAAUUAUGAUCAUGGACGUUUGCUAAUUGCCUGUGCCUGGGCCUUUGCAAUGGUAUUCGCUUGUUCACCUUUGGCCCACUGGGGUAAUUAUGGGCCUGAACCAUAUGGAACAGCUUGCUGCAUUGACUGGAAAGCCUCUAGCAUGGAGGCUGUCGCAAAGUCAUACACUGUGGCUCUUUUUAUAUUCUGUUUCUUCAUCCCUUGUGGAAUAAUUAUUACUUCUUACACUCAAAUAUUGAUAACUGUGAAAGAAUCCAGAAAAGCAGUGGAAAAGCACAUUUCUGCAGCAACAAGAAUGGGCAAUGUCCAGACCAUCAUUGUUAAGAUCAGUGUUGCAGUUUGCAUUGGGUUCGUCACAGCUUGGACUCCUUAUGCCGUGGUGGCCAUGUGGGCAGCUUUUGGUUGCAUGGACAACAUCCCUCCGAUAGCUUUUGCAGUGCCAGCUGUGUUUGCUAAAUCCUCCACGCUCUAUAAUCCUCUCAUCUACCUAUUGCUGAAGCCUAACUUCAGAAACGUGGUCUGCAAGUAUUUUGGAACGUUUCAGCAGAUGUGUUUGAGGAACUGUUUAUGUGUAAAGACAUUACAGAACUGUAACUACAGAACAGCUGUUGAGGUCAGUUUGAAGUCAUUAAAAAGAAAAAUCGGUUCAAGCACAAACUCUGUGCAAUCUGGACAUGGAUGUACAUACUGUACAUGUGAAAGGUGCAAUGACCCCUUUGAAUGUUUUAAAAACUACCCAAAAAGCUGCCAAGAAAACAUUAACACUCUGCAAUUCACUCCUCAGGAAAGUACUUCACCAGAGCCUAAACAGCAACCAAAAAUGAGACAAACUGCAAAGAAAUCUGUAAGAGUUAUCAUCCGAGGUCAAACAUGUUCAGAACUUGACAGUUUGGAGAUAACUUUAGAAACAGUGCCAGUACAUGCAAUAGCUGUUAUGCCAUAAGGUUGUUUUUGACAGUUUUUUCAGUGAUAUUUAUUUAUUAUUACCGCAUUCCUUCAAAUUUAAGACACACUUUUUAAACCAUUUUUUUGUUCUCAAAAAUGGCCUGCCUCUUAAAUUUGAGUAUAAUGAUGUGUGUAUUAAAAUCUGCAACAAAAGAUAUGAUUUGACAGCAACGUGACUGGCUGCUGAGAAAAGAUGAACAAAGACGUCACUGCCCGAUCUCCAUGACAUAUAGGCAGCCAUUUUCAAAGAAGCAUCAUUAGUUUCCUGAGGAAUUUGAGGAGAAGCUUGUACAAUUCCAGCGUUUCAUUAUUAGGCUCUGUUCUAACAAAACAGUAUCAGCUUGGACAGAUCGGAAUCCCAAGCAAUACUGUACCACUGUUAUCAAAUUGGAAGAAAAACAGGUGCGAGAAAUCAUGACUGGAAAUGAGAAGCAGCACAUAACUGUAAUGCUCUGUGCGACAUCAGACAGCCGCAAACUGCUUCCAUAUGCGUAACUGAGGUUGUGUAUUUUUAAAUGCAUAUUUAUUUGAUGUUUUUAUUUUUUUCUCAAACUGAGGGUGGGAAAUUUGGGCUGCGUCUUAAA